AUGCGACCAAUACUAUCAGCAACGGGAACUUACAACUUCAAGCUAGCCAAGUGGUUGGAUGAGAAAUUGAAAUUCCUUUCGAUUAACAAGUACACCGUUUCCGACCCACUAAAGUUUGCCGAGGAGAUACGCGAGAAACAAAUGGCUGAGAGCGACAUUCUAGUAUCGUAUGACAUUGCAUCUUUGAGAAAGAAUGGUUCAACUGGAAAUACAACCUAAAGCUUGAGAAAUUCGAACUUGUCGAACUCUUGAAGUUAGCAGUUAAACAUCAGCUAUUCCAAAUCGAUGAUAAGUUAUACGAGCAAGUCGACGGAGUUGCAAUGGGCUCCCCACUUGGUCCACUCAUGGCGAACGCGUUCAUGUGUUCAAUUGAGGAAAAGCUGGUAGAACGCAACCUGAUGCCUUCCUUAUACCACCAGUUUGUUGAUGAUUCCAUCACAUCGCAAAGCAACAUUGCUUCCGCAGAAGCAUUCCUAUCCACCCUCAACAGUCUGCAUGCAUCCCUUCAGUUCACUAUGGAAUUAGAGACCGAUGGUGUAUUACCUUUCUUGGGUACAACCCUAAUUAAUAAGAACGGCCGAGUAGAAACGAAAGUCUACAUCAAGCCAACAAACACUGACCUUAUGUUACAUUAUGAUAGUCAUGUAGACGUGAAGUAUAAGAAAUCGCUCGUCCUGACCAUGCUCAAUCGUGCAUUCCGCCUAUCAUCAUCGUGGAAGCUCUUCACCGAGGAAUGUGAACGCCUGAAGAAAACCUUCGUUCGUCUCAGAUAUCCUAUAUCCCUGCUUGACAACAUCAUAACGAAGUACACUGAACAGAAACGCGAAAGCGACGAUCAUCCAGCCGAGGAAAGGAACACCAAAGAAAACGUGGUACGUGUAAUGCUACCAUUUAAAGACCAGAAAUCAGCAGACUCGGUGAGGCGACAGCUGCGUAACCUCAGCAAGACCAUCGGUAGACAAAUACAACCGGUCUACACAAGCAGAAAGAUUGCCGCAGACUUCCCAGCAGCAGAAACGAAACCACCCCUUGUGAAUCAGCAAUGCGUUGUUUAUUUAUUCAAAUGUGAUCUGUGCGACGCAGAUUAUGUCGGUUACACUUGCCGACACUUACAUCAACGCAUUGAUGAACACAAGUCAUCGGUUGUCGGAGAACAUAUGGUUCAACAGCAUGGCGAGGACGCAAAGAACAUCGGGAAAAACUUUAAGGUAUUGAGAAAAUGUCGGGGAAAGUUCGAGUGUUUGCUCUAUGAAAUGUUAUAUAUUAAAGAUCUUAAACCUAGUUUAAACAAACAAUCGGACUCGAUACGCUCAAAACUAUUUACUUAACAUUCUAUAUUAGCAUAAUUGUUCGUCUAGUUUUGUUUUAUUGUUUGUUAAUUGUUUGUUAUCAAUUUGUAUGUUUAAUUAUUCUAAUUAUGUUAAUUAAGUUUAAAAUUGCAACUGUCAUGUAUGACGAAUUAGUUUGCUUGCGCAAUUAUGUAAACGCUAUUUAUAUUAAUUUAAUCGUUUUCUGUUAUAAUUUGAACUUGAAAAUGAGGUCAAGAUGACUUCGAAACGUCGUUCUUUAAUAAAUUUGUUAUCGCUAUCAUAUUUGUCUAAGUCUAUAUCAAAAAGUUUAUUGAUAAAAAUUUUAAGACGCGAUAAUCAUGAGCAGCUACAAUUGUUCAGGAGACUUGAACAAAGUAGCAAAAAACUGAUCAACAGUCGAUGCGCUGUAGAAUUUCUGGAGUUAUGUCAAUCCUUUGCUCUUACACCUACAUUCGCGAAGGUUUCUAAUCCGAAAGCAACUAUAUGGAAGAAAUCUGCGAAAGAUUUCGAAGAAACCGUGGUUAAAGAAGAGAUUUUACAAAAGAAAACUCAAAUAAAGGCGCAUAGAAAGGAAGUUAUCGAUAUUUAUGAGGAAAUAAAGAGGAAAUCUUCAACACUGAGGUACAUAUGCAUUUUACGUGUCAUGAACAGGCUCAAUAAGGAUUUGUAUCAACGCGUAAUGACGAUUCAUACGCGAAAAAUAUCUAGAAUGCUAUCAAAAGCAACCAAUGUUGAUGAACAUAUUAAAAACAUUUCUUCGUUUAAACUAACAUUCUUCCAAAAGCUCGUGCUAUACAGAGGCUUAAACUUUGCCAUUCCUAGACCUGUGUCAGCGAAGGAUAUACAAGCAUCCUUUGAAAGGGCGUACCGAACACUUGAGCACAACCUAGAUGAGGAUAAGAAAGAACUAACUGUAGCAACGUUACGAUCAAUUGCUCUGAACUAUAUUGAACGGAGAAAUACAUCACCGCCAAAGACGUUGCUUCGAUCGAUAAACCAACUUAAGAAACGAGACGAUAUCGUUAUCACUAAACCAGAUAAAGGAACAGGGGUUGUCGUAAUGGAUAAGUCCGAAUACACCAAGUUGCUAAACGAAGCAUCGAUCAACAACACGGAAAAGUUCAAGAGCGUGAGUUUGGAAAGACCAAAGUCGAGAGGAAGACCUGUCAAAUAUUACCACCCCCUACUUAGAAAAGAAAAAGAGCUCGAAACCGCCGUUAGAAAGAUCCUACCCAAAGAAAUAGCUGACUCAAUUUGCCCAAAAGGUUCCCGCCUCGCACACCUUUACGGUUUACCUAAGACCCAUAAACCUCAGCUAGCAAUGCGACCAAUACUAUCAGCAACGGGAACUUACAACUUCAAGCUAGCCAAGUGGUUGGAUGAGAAAUUGAAAUUCCUUUCGAUUAACAAAUACACCGUUUCCGACCCACUAAAGUUUGCUGAGGAGAUACGCGAGAAACAAAUGGCUGAGAGUGACAUUCUAGUAUCGUAUGAUGUUGCAUCGCUUUUCACCAAUGUACCAGUUGAUGAAACGAUCCAAAUUCUUGCCGACAAAGCGUUUGAGAAAGAAUGGUUCAACUGGAAAUACAACCUAAAGCUUGAGACGAACUCUUGAAGUUAGCAGUUAAACAUCAGCUAUUCCAAAUCGACGGUAAGUUAUACGAGCAAGUCGACGGAGUUGCAAUGGGCUCCCCACUUGGUCCACUCAUGGCGAACGCGUUCAUGUGUUCAAUUGAGGAAAAGCUGGUAGAACGCAACCUGAUGCCUUCCUUAUACCACCGGUUUGUUGAUGAUUCCAUCACAUCGCAAAGCAACAUUGCUUCCGCAGAAGCAUUCCUUUCCACCCUCAACAGUCUGCAUCCAUCCCUUCAGUUCACUAUGGAAUUAGAGAUUUAGAGACCGAUGGUGUAUUACCUUUCCUGGGCACAACCCUAAUUAAUAAGAACGGUCGAGUAGAAACGAAAGUCUACAUCAAGCCAACAAACACUGGCCUUAUGUUAUAUUAUGAUAGUCAUGUAGACGUGAGGUAUAAGAAAUCGCUCGUCCUGACCAUGCUCAAUCGUGCAUUCCGCCUAUCAUCAUCGUGGAAGCCCCCCACCGCGGAAUGUGAACGCCUGAAGAAAACCUUCGUUCGUCUCAGAUAUCCUAUAUCCCUGCUUGACAACAUCAUAACGAAGUACACUGAACAGAAACGCGAAAGCGACGAUCAUCCAGCCGAGGAAAGAAACAUCAAAGAAAACGUGGUACGUGUAAUGCUACCAUUUAAAGACCAGAAAUCAGCAGACUCGGUGAGGCGACAGAUGCGUAACCUCAGCAAGACCAUCGGUAGACAAAUACAACCGGUCUACACAAGCAGAAAGAUUGCCGUAGACUUCCCAGCAGCAGAAACGAAACCACCCCUUGCGAAUCAGCAAUGUGUUGUUUAUUUAUUCAAAUGUGAUCUCUGCGACGCAGAUUAUGUCGGUUACACUUGCCGACACUUACAUCAACGCAUUGAUGAACACAAGUCAUCGGUUGUCGGAGAACAUAUGGUUCAACAGCAUAGCGAGGACGCAAAGAACAUCGGGAAAAACUUUAAG
Paramuricea clavata is the source of this 3889-nucleotide messenger RNA. The record is from the annotation of a GenBank genome assembly. Lineage: Eukaryota; Metazoa; Cnidaria; Anthozoa; Malacalcyonacea; Plexauridae.